This is a messenger RNA of Oikopleura dioica, 837 nucleotides long. The record is from the annotation of a GenBank genome assembly. Lineage: Eukaryota; Metazoa; Chordata; Appendicularia; Copelata; Oikopleuridae.
AUGUCCAGAUUAUGGAUGGACCAAAUGUACGAAGAUCCAGUUCAUACAUCUUUUUGCAUAGGCGCUUCUCUUCACUGGUGCAAUCGGUUAAUGUCGAAAAGAGACUUUCUUGAGCUCAUUACGACGAUUCUCGACCCGUCAGUUUGGGUCCUUGAUGAUGAUAUCGAAUGGAAGACGCAGCAGUUCAUCUCCAUCAGCUAUUUAUCCAUGCGACUUUUGGACGAAAUAGAGGACGAAAUCAUCAGAGACAUCGUGAUAAACAUCGCCAUGGAUACAAAUCACCCGCUGAGCCUUAUCAAAUCGUUGUCAGCGCAAAAGGUCGAGAUGCCACUGAAUGGGAAGCUAUAUUUUCUGAAAAUCUGUUCUCAGAUCGGCUGUGACAAUAUGUACCCCAGCAUUAGGGCAUUGCUACCAAAGGGAAUCUUCUUGAAGCUUGGAAAAGAGUUUGCUAUGAUCGAAGAACAAUUUAUUGAUCGCGUCAUUCGCCUGGACAGACUUUUAGAUACACAACUUGGCAAUUGGAGUGAGGAAACUUUUGAAGUAAUAGGAGAUGUAAUCUUCAAAUUGAUCCUGGAAACAGUUUCUUUAACGACGCACGGGAGAACAUUCAAAGAAUACGCCAAAAAUCCCGGCCGAUUUGGGCUGUUGUUCGCGCUUGAUUUCGCCAGCAGAAACGAAGAUGAGCAAUUCUGUUUGACCUGUCUUGAAAACAUCGAAUCAAGUAGCGACUUGGACGAUCCUCUGGGUUAUUUGGUCUAUCUUGCUGUUAGCAUGAAGAUGUCAUACAAACCAGAUGGGGAAAGAUUGCGUAGAUGGGCAAAGAAACGGAUUUCAUAG